AUGGCAUUUGCGGCUUCCAAGGAGGUGGCUGACCGUGUCAAACUUUCGUCUGCAUUGAAGCAUGACCGCGAAUCCGAGUCAGACGUAUUCCAAGCUGCCGUCAAGAACCUGGAGGCUGCAGGUCUUAGAGAUGCUCUAUACACGCCAACGAGGCAGACUGCGGCCUUCUAUGAGCGCAUAGACUCGUACUGGUCUCUAACACCUCGUGCGCGGCCGUGGGCUAUUGUCCAGCCGCGAAACACAGAGGAGGUGUCCAAGGCAUUGACUGCCUUGGUCGCGACUGACGGGUGCCAAUUUGCUAUUCGCAGUGGAGGACAUACAUGUUAUCCCGGCUCCAACAACAUCAAAGAUGGAAUCACCCUUGACCUAGGCCUGAUGGAUGCCACUGAAUACAACCCAGAUACCAAAUUAGCUUCAAUACAGCCGGGCGGCAGGUGGACUAAUGUAUACAAUUACUUGGAGAAUCUUGGCGUAAUGGUGGCCGGAGGUCGAGAAGGCUUGGUCGGUGUUGGGGGCUUGUUGACAGGUGGAGGGAAGACGUACUACACUUGUCGCGUUGGCUUCGCUUGCGACCAAGUGGUGAACUAUGAGAUAGUGCUCGCCAACGGCACCAUCACGACCGCAAAUGAGUCGGUCAAUCCUGAUCUCUUUCGGGUUCUCAAAGGAGGGUCCAGCAACUUCGGGAUCGUCACUCGCUUUGACAUGAAAACGUUCCCGGCGCAUGACGUCUAUGAUGGCAUCGUAACCUUCCCGCCUUCCUCCACUCACGCGAUUAUCGACGCAUUUAUCGACUUUACCCAGCAACUCCAUGUGAAGCCGGAUGCACACAUUCUUGCCAUGUGGGUCUCCAUGUCUCAGAGGGAUAUUGCUCUGCUGAAUGGCAUCGCUCUUGAUCCUACGCAGCCGCCUGACCUGACUAUGGUGUCCAUGGUCAACAUGAUCAUGACUCAGCUUGAUGAUAAGGAGGAGUCUAAAUCUCUGGAGAAGUUUAUGAGUGUUCCUAACCCGAUUAGCAAUACUAUGAGGCACACUAGCCUGGCUAAGAAAGUGGCCGGGUUUCUCUUGCCUUCCAACCGAGAGGAUAUCUGGUUCAGCUUGACCUACAAGCUGGACAAACGGAUCAUCGAAAAAACAACAGAGAUUUACGACAAGCUGGUUGCGGACAUCAGCGAAUACUCCCCUGGUUGCGUGAUCCAAAUGGUCUUGCAGCCUCUGCCUACCUCGUUCGGCCAACAUUCAGCGGCGUGUGGCGGUAAUAUGUUUGGACUAGAGCGCAUCACGGACGACUCGGUCCUUCUCAUUGCCGCAGUCGAGGGGAGCACACCUGGCUUCUAUGAUAUGGCAUUCCCAAUUUUCAAGGCCGCGGUUGACGAGCUGGAGGGCUUCGCCAAGUCAGUCGGGGGCGACGUUGAGUUCCGCUACCUGAACUACUGUGACGGCUCCCAGAACCCUCUAGGAACCUACGGCGCAGCAAAUAUUCUCAGGAUGAAGGCAGCGGCUGCAAAGUAUGAUCCUACUGGUGUUUUCCAGACCAAGGUGCCUGGAGGAUUCAAGAUCAGCAAAGUGGAGACCCCAGAGUAA
Messenger RNA from Neoarthrinium moseri, 1581 nucleotides. RefSeq lists its product as uncharacterized. Bases 1 to 1581 code for a protein of 526 amino acids. Lineage: Eukaryota; Fungi; Ascomycota; Sordariomycetes; Amphisphaeriales; Apiosporaceae. The transcript has 6 exons. Gene Ontology annotation, molecular function: FAD binding. The record is from RefSeq and is a predicted model, not a curated record.